This is a messenger RNA of Entelurus aequoreus (snake pipefish), 3158 nucleotides long. RefSeq names its product zinc finger protein 180-like. Gene Ontology annotation, cellular component: nucleus. Gene Ontology annotation, molecular function: DNA-binding transcription activator activity, RNA polymerase II-specific; RNA polymerase II cis-regulatory region sequence-specific DNA binding. Gene Ontology annotation, biological process: regulation of transcription by RNA polymerase II. Lineage: Eukaryota; Metazoa; Chordata; Actinopteri; Syngnathiformes; Syngnathidae. The coding region runs from base 650 to 2320 and encodes 556 amino acids. The record is from RefSeq and is a predicted model, not a curated record. The transcript has 4 exons.
UCUUUUACUAACAAAGUGUUUUGGUAGUCCUCAGCCUUUUCCUCCUUCACCUCUUGUUCGCUUUUCUUGGCUUGGACUCCCAUUUCCCACGCAGCAAAAGUCCUGGCAGUAAUAUCUCUUUUAUUUCCGAAUGCCUUGAAUCCACAACGACACAAAUGGGCUUUCAAGGAGUCAACACUCCUUGUAUUAAAUAUUAAAAGUCGACAUUCGCUUCCAAAUCAACACCACUCGAGAAUAAGGAAGCCAUUUUCUUGGUUUGUUAUCCCUCUCGACUUUUGACCUGUCAAUUGAAAGUCUCGCGAGAACGAGACCACUGAAUCCUCCAAAUGGUCCAUCCAAAGAAGACGAAGGAGUAAAAAGCAAAAUGGCGUUUGACAGAGAAGGCCUAAACGUGGCCACUGGCCAUUAUUGUUUCUCUAUUUGUAUGUAGUGCAUACAUGUACGCAUAUAUGUCGUGUAGUAGAUGAAACAUUGUUAGUCAUUGUUUGUAUCCGGAUACAUUAGUCCGAGCGCCCUUUAUCGCGUCUUGUGCUAGCUUAGCUUGCUAGUUAGCUUAGCUUGUUAGCUGCUAACAAAGAGACGCGGACAUUAUCAACACAUCGCUAAGUAGAGAUCAAAUGUGAGUGUAAAGUGUUGUGAUUGUGUGAAAAUGUGCGAAAGAACGAUAGCAAAGUAUGAGGAGGAACUUUGUCCAACAAAAGAGAAGAAGGAGCGACAACAUCAACUACUGGACGCUGUUUUCCAAAAACAUCGUGUUGUAUUACACAGAACAGACAUCCAGCAGCCCCCCCACAUUAAAGAGGAAGAAGAGGAUCCACAGCCCCCCCACAUGAAAGAGGAAGAGGAGGAAGUGUGGAUCACUCAGGAGGGAGAGUGUCUUCUAGGGCAGGAGGAGGAUGAUGUCACCAAGUUUCCACUGACUGUUGUCUCUGUGAAGACUGAAGAGCAUGAAGACAAACCACCUGAGUCCUCACAGCUUCAUCACAGUCCAAACAUCCAGCGGGUGUCAGCGGGGAGUCAUGAAGAGGAGUGGCACACCAGUGUGGGACAGAAGGAGCUACAGGCCCCCUCCCACAUUAAAGAGGAGCAGCUUCAUGAUGAAGAUGAAGCUCAGUCCUUACAGCUUCAUCACAGUCAAAGUGAGGAGAACAGAGGGGCGGAGCUUGUAAGUCAACACCUCACAGAAGCUGAUGGAGAGCGUUGUGAAGAUAUAAAGUCAGAACCAGACAGCAUCUUUGCUCCACUGUCAGACAUGGACCACAUGAUGUCAGACUCUUCUGAUCACAGUGACCACAUCCAAAAACCUUUGGAGAGUAAAAAUGACUCUAAAGACGUCCAGCGGGUGUCAGCGGGUAGUCAUGAAGAGAUUCCCUCCGGGCAGCGGGAGUGGCACACCAGUGUGGGACAGAAGGAGCUACAGGCCCCCUCCCACAUUAAAGAGGAGCAGCUUCAUGAUGAAGAUGAAGCUCAGUCCUUACAGCUUCAUCACAGUCAAAGUGAGGAGAACAGAGGGGCGGAGCUUGUAAGUCAACACAUCACAGAAGCUGAUGGAGAGCAUUGUGAAGAUAUAAAGUCAGAACCAGACAGCAUCUUUGCUCCACUGUCAGACAUGGACCACAUGAUGUCAGACUCUUCUGAUCACAGUGACCACAUCCAAAAACCUUUGGAGAGUAAAAAUGACUCUAAAGGUGAUACGAGACAUCACACUAACAACAAACACUUUGACUGCUCUGAAUGUGGGAAAUCAUUUAAACAGAAGAGUAAUUUUACAGCACACAUGAGAACACAUACUGGAGAGAAACCUUUUACUUGCUCUGUUUGUAAGAAGAGUUUCUCCAUAAAGCAACACAUGACCAGACACAUGAGAACACACACUGGAGAGAAACCUUUUACUUGCUCUGUUUGUAAGAAGAGUUUCUCCAUAAAGCAACACAUGACCACGCACAUGAGAACACACACUGGAGAGAAACCUUUUAGUUGCUCUGUUUGUGAGAAGAGUUUCUCCAGAAAGCUUGACAUGACCACACACAUGAGAACACAUACUGGAGAGAAACCUUUUAUUUGCUCUGUUUGUAAGAAGAGUUUCUCCAGAAAGCGUAACAUGACCACACAUCAAAUGAAAUCACACACUGGAGAAAAACCUUUUCCGUGCUCACUGUGUCCCAAAAGAUUCUCCAUAAAUCAGCAAAUGAAAAGACACAUGAGAACACACACUGGUGAGAAACCGUUUAGUUGCACUGUGUGUGUUAAAACAUUCAGGUUUAAGAAUCAGGUCAGUAAACACAAGUGUGUAAAAGUCAUGGAAGCUGCAGGGAUUUAAAAACACUUAAACAGUGAUUGUGCUAAAUGUAGUUUAAAAACACAGCAUGUUUAAUAUGAAUGUAUAUUUGAUGUUGUAUGUAGUGCUUCUCAUCUUCUAGUCUUAUAUGUUGUCCUGAAAUUACUUUUUAAGUUGUGUGCAUGUAUUGAAUAUUAUAUAUGUAGCUACUAUUUUAUUCUAUUUUCUCAAUGUUAAAGAGAGGACAUCUUAUUAUUUUCAUUUGGGUUUUUUUCCACACAUUGUUUCUAUUUUAUUUUGUUGAUGUUAUUAUCCAAUUAAAAGUAUGAAUGAAUGAAAUUGUUAACAAAAUGUGGACUCUGGUAGAUUGGCAGCAUUGUUACAUCAUGGAUGUUAAAUACUGCAAAACAACCGAAGAAGAAACAUGCUGAAGUUAGCAACACAUCACUGAACUUUAGAGCCAUCGUGAGUGGAGUUGCUUGUUUUUAUUGCUGCAUUUGUACUUAUUUCACCUCACAUCUUGACUUUUAAUCCUAAAGUCUUCUUCAAAUAUAUUGUUGUAGGCUUCUGAGAUUUAUGUUUCUGAUGUGUGUGUAGUCUGUGGAAAGGAUUGUUGUCCCUUGUGGAUCCAAUUGUUAACUUGCACAGAUACAUCAUCAUCAUCAUCAUCAGACGUCGCCCGUUCACUACUGGACAAAACCUUAGCAUUAAUGUUUUAAAAUAAGUGUGACCUCAUUAUUCCUUGAUAAUAGGACUAAAAAUACAGAUUUAAGCACUGUAUUAGAGUACCUCUUGUAGUACUCCAACUCGCCACACUGAGAAGUGGGGGCGAUCGUGAGCUAGCAGAUGCAUGUUGCUAUCAUGUUUUAUCAGCCAGGAA